UGCGCGUAUGCUCACGUACAUUUUAGGAGCGCAACUAAACCGAGGAAAAAACACUUGUCGCAUCUGCACGGCGAGGGCAAGAGAGCGCUUCUCGGAGUUUGUCUUAUAGUGGUGGUCAGUUGGAGCGUUCCGCUCCGGUGUUAUCAGCGCAGCUCACAUGAACUUAGGAGAACUUCUCCGCGAGCCUCACUGACAGCGCGUGCACUGACUGGCGCGGGCUGUUCCUCGCGCUUCACGCAGCUCUAACGCUUGAAUAUUUUUGGAUGAGCAUGGCAACAGAGUGAAUGCAACGACGCGCACGGACCUUCUGGACAAUUUGGAAAUCUUAGCACCGCACAACUCCUAAGAGUGUCUGGACUGUUAUUUGUGGGCAGUGGAAGUUCAACUAAUGGAGAAUACCCACGAGCUGAAUGCGCAAACCGUGAAGAAAUCUACCACUGAUUCCCAUGCUCCAGACCCAGUAGACAACAGGGGCUUGGAGAUGCAGGAUCUAACAGACACUCAGCACUCUGUUACAGGUGGCAAUGACAGCACUUCCAAACUGGACAAAAACCUCCUCAGCAACAACAUCACAACCAAUGGAACAGGAGGAGAGAACAUGACAAUUCUAAACACAGCUGAUUGGUUGCUGGGCUGCAGUACUCCGCCCACUGCCCCAAGUAUGAAGAACGAUGUUAAGUCAGAGCCUCUGAACAGCAGCGAGGCUGUGAGUUCAGCAGGAGACACAGGGCUGGACACUUACACUGGGUCAGUUAUAAGCAGCAGUGGAUUCAGCCCUCGGCCGGCUCACCAGUAUUCACCUCCACUCUACCCCUCAAAGCCUUACCCCCACAUCUUGUCUACUCCCGUGGCUCCUCCCAUGUCAGCCUACACUGGCCAAUCACAGUUCACUAGCAUGCAGCAGUCGACAGUUUACACGCCCUACUCUCAAACUACUCCACCUUACGGCCUCUCCACUUACGAUUUGGGGGUCAUGUUGCCGGGCAUAAAGACAGAGGGAGGACUCACACAGACUCAGUCAACCCUCCAAUCAGGGCUCAGCUAUAGUCCUGGAUUUACCACGCCUCAGCCUGGACAGACAGCAUAUUCACCCUAUCAGAUGCCAGCAGGGUCAGGUUUUACGACUUCUCCGGGUCUCUACACUUCCAACAACUCCAAUCCAGGCAACUUUGCCACACAACAGCAGGAGUACCCAUCAUAUACAGCGUUUGGGCAGAAUCAGUAUGCUCAGUAUUACUCCACCUCCUACGGUUCCUACAUGACAUCUAACAGCACAUUGGAUGGCACAGGUUCAGUCUCCUCCUAUCAGCUGCAAGACUCCACCACCCCCAUAAUGACAGGGCAAGCCGCUGACCUGAAUCCAGGUGAGUUUGAGGCUGGGCAAAGCCCGUCCACACCUAUUAAGGAGAUGGAGGACCGGUCCUGUCGAGGGGGUGGGGCUAAAGCAAGAGGGCGGGGCAGAAAGAACAACCCCUCCCCACCACCUGACAGUGACCUUGAGAGGGUGUUUGUUUGGGAUCUGGACGAGACAAUCAUUGUGUUUCACUCACUCCUCACGGGCUCCUAUGCACAGAAAUACGGCAAGGAACCUCCUUUGGCUGUGACACUUGGUUUAAGGAUGGAGGAGAUGAUCUUUAAUCUUGCUGACACACAUCUAUUUUUUAAUGAUUUAGAGGAGUGUGAUCAGGUGCACAUUGAUGAUGCCUCAUCAGAUGAUAACGGUCAGGACCUCAGUACUUACAGUUUUGCCACUGAUGGCUUCCAUGCAGCUGCUACAACCGCAAGUCUGUGCCUAGCAACAGGUGUUAGGGGCGGUGUUGACUGGAUGAGGAAGUUAGCCUUCCGAUACAGACGAGUGAAGGAAUUAUACUGCACCUACAAAAACAAUGUGGGGGGGUUGCUGGGUCCAGCAAAAAGAGAGGCGUGGCUCCAACUGAGGGCAGAGGUGGAGGCCCUCACAGACUCCUGGCUGACCACUGCGCUCAAGUCCCUGUCAAUCAUCAGCUCCCGGAGUAACUGUGUUAACGUCUUGGUGACAACGACACAGUUAAUACCUGCACUUGCUAAGGUGUUGUUGUAUAGUCUGGGCUCUGUCUUUCCGAUUGAAAACAUUUACAGCGCAACAAAAAUAGGCAAAGAGAGUUGCUUUGAACGCAUAAUUCAGAGGUUUGGCAGGAAGGUAGUGUAUGUUGUUAUUGGGGAUGGUGUAGAAGAGGAGCAGGCUGCUGCCAAGGUAACAACCCCCAGCACAACAUGCCCUUUUGGCGAAUAUCCAGCCACUCUGACCUGCUUGCCCUCCACCAAGCACUGGAAUUUGAGUACCUGUAAAACUCGACACCUGUAUUAUAGGCCUUUUUUGUACAACUAUUUAAGAACAAGAGUACACUGCAAUCUGUUUUUACGUUGCUGAUGUCUUUUGGAUUAUUUUUAAGAAUACUCUGGCUUUGAGAUAAUUCUGCACUGUCUUAAAAAGACUAGGAAAAGGGAAACUGGGAUAAUGGUCAAACUAGGCUUGUGAAGAGCUUACUAAGGUCUUACAUCACUUACACACUGCAUCUGAACAAAGGGAAGUGGGGCAUCCCUUUUGUUCACUCAUUCAGAAAACUACUUGUCACACACACACACACACACACACACACACACUACAUAUUCUCAUUCUUCUACAGGAACAUUUUUAUUUCAUUUUUCAUUAUAAAAUUGAAGCUCCGUACUCUAAAUAAAAGUAUAAUUUAGAAUAGACCCAUAACUCAUGUAAAUUAUUUUACAGCAACUACAUUAAACACUUAAGGAUGCCAUUUUCAAAUCUUGUGUUUUGUAAGUUUUUGGCAAAAAGUCUGUGUAUAAUUUGUAGUGUCUUAUACUUGUUGUGUGUCAGUUUUUAUUUUGAGAAUGUAGAUAAAAAAAUAAAAUGUA
Xyrauchen texanus (razorback sucker) is the source of this 2913-nucleotide messenger RNA. RefSeq names its product eyes absent homolog 4-like. Gene Ontology annotation, molecular function: protein tyrosine phosphatase activity. The record is from RefSeq and is a predicted model, not a curated record. Bases 389 to 2410 code for a protein of 673 amino acids. Gene Ontology annotation, cellular component: nucleus. Gene Ontology annotation, biological process: multicellular organism development; cell differentiation; negative regulation of extrinsic apoptotic signaling pathway in absence of ligand. The transcript is spliced from 20 exons. NCBI's taxonomy places the organism in Eukaryota, Metazoa, Chordata, Actinopteri, Cypriniformes, Catostomidae.